Messenger RNA from Leptidea sinapis, 1331 nucleotides. Its product is annotated as protein bric-a-brac 1. The coding region runs from base 93 to 1052 and encodes 319 amino acids. Gene Ontology annotation, biological process: regulation of transcription by RNA polymerase II. The record is from RefSeq and is a predicted model, not a curated record. Gene Ontology annotation, molecular function: protein binding. Gene Ontology annotation, cellular component: nucleus. The transcript has 5 exons. Lineage: Eukaryota; Metazoa; Arthropoda; Insecta; Lepidoptera; Pieridae.
ACUGUGCGGGUGCCGACUGGCGUGUAGCUACGCGACGCGACUCGUACCUGUCUCACUCGGCUCACCGGGAACGGGAAACAUUAACAGUAAAAAUGGAAGACGAAGACCUUCAGCAAUUCUCACUGCGCUGGCACAACCACCAGAGCAGUGUUGUGGGCGCUCUGGCCCGGAUGCUGAGCUCCGGUGCUCUGAGUGACGUCACGCUCAGCGCCACCGACGGCGUCUCGCUGAGAGCCCAUCGGCUGGUACUAGCGGCGUGCAGUGACUACUUCGCCACAAUAUUUAAGGAGGUGGAGGGUGAGGGUGGGGGUGGUGGCACGGCGGUGGUGGUGGAGUGUGGAGGGCGCGAGCUUCGUGCGCUGCUCCGGUUCAUGUACACAGGCGAGCUGCUGGCUGCGAGGACUGACCUGCCGCCACUUCUGCGCCUGGCUCGCACGCUGCACGUGGCUCCACUCACCGAGCCGCAUGUGAGCUCGACAAUAUCCCAAACGAAUCCAGUUAUGAAGGAUGCUGGAACUAAUGGCCAGCCUACGACACCUCCUCCGCCCUCACCCAUUCCUUCACAAACUAUCCCAGCUCCGGGAUCUGAACGUCGCCACAUCUCUGAACACCCAGCCGUUGAUAACACUAAACAGAGGAAACUGCCACAAGACAACGGAAACAACACUUCAAAGACUGACAGACUGAAGAAGCUCGACCAGAUCGUUCAGAACCUGUAUAGCUCGCGGCUCCCGCCCGCAGUCGCAGAGACGCCACCUAAUCACACGUCCGCACUCGCGCAGAUUCCGCCCUGCCACACGCCUGCUGAUCGCGUGGGCGGCGAGGCACAGUGGCGGGAGCGCACGCGACGUUCGGGCCCCGUCGGGAGCACCAUCGGGGGUGCGGUGUGUGGCGUGUGCGGCAAGCGACUUAGCAACCAAUACAACCUGCGCGUGCACUUGGAGACGCACGACGCACGCCGUCACGCCUGCCGAGCCUGCACGCACGUGUCGCGCUCGCGGGACGCGCUGCGCAAACACGUGGCCUAUAGACACGCGCACCCGUCACGCUGACGUGACGCGAGUCGCUCGUUUGGCUGUCAGCCUAGCGAAACUAAGAUAAAAAACUAAAUGUCAAUUUUAUUUUUACUCAGGCAGACCUGCCUCUUAUUACGUAGUAUUUACAUCCUCUUUGUUGACUGUUACAGACACCUCGUACGGUCUCACAUACCAAUAAGAUUACCGUUAAGUUUUUAAAGAAAGAACAGGUUAUACAUGAAUAACAGCACUGUGAUUAUAAUGUAAUACUGUAUUUUGUUACAAUAAUAUAUUCAAUAAAAAAUACCUACUUAA